AGAGCGGGGCCGAGCGCCGUCGCGCACCCCGCACCCUGCCCUCACCCCCGCGCAGCUCCAGCCUCUGGUCGGGGAGCAGCGCGGCCACCAUGGUGCAGAUCGUGACCGUGCAGACCCGGGCGUACCCGGACCAGAAGCCGGGCACCAGCGGGCUGCGCAAGCGGGUGAAGGUGUUCCAGGGCCAGGCGCACUACGCGGAGAAUUUCAUCCAGAGUAUCAUCUCCACCGUGGAGCCGGCGCGGCGGCAGGAGGCCACCCUGGUGGUGGGCGGGGACGGCAGGUUCUACAUGCGGGAGGCCAUCCAGCUCAUCGUCCGCAUCGCGGCCGCCAACGGGAUUGGUCGGUUGGUUAUUGGACAGAAUGGAAUCCUCUCCACCCCUGCUGUAUCCUGCAUCAUCAGAAAGAUCAAAGCUAUUGGUGGGAUCAUCCUGACUGCCAGUCACAACCCAGGGGGCCCCAAUGGAGAUUUUGGCAUCAAAUUCAACAUUUCCAAUGGAGGUCCUGCUCCUGAAGCCAUUACUGAUAAAAUCUUCCACAUCAGCAAGACAAUAGAAGAGUAUGUGAUUUGUCCAGAUCUGCAAGUAGACCUUGGAGUUCUGGGAAAGCAGCAAUUUGAUUUGGAAAACAAGUUCCAACCCUUCACAGUGGAAAUAGUGGAUUCGGUGGAAGCUUAUGCUACAAUGCUGAGGAACAUCUUUGAUUUCAGUGCUCUGAAAGAACUGCUUUCUGGUCCAAAUCGACUGAAGAUCCGUAUCGAUGCCAUGCAUGGAGUUGUGGGACCGUAUGUAAAGAAGAUCCUCUGUGAAGAACUUGGUGCUCCUGCAAACUCAGCAGUUAACUGUGUCCCCCUAGAGGACUUCGGAGGCCACCACCCUGACCCCAACCUCACCUAUGCUGCUGACCUGGUAGAGACUAUGAAGACGGGAGAGCAUGACUUUGGAGCUGCUUUUGAUGGAGAUGGGGAUCGAAACAUGAUUCUGGGCAAGCACGGAUUCUUUGUCAACCCUUCGGACUCUGUGGCUGUCAUCGCUGCCAACAUUCUCAGCAUUCCAUAUUUCCAGCAAACGGGGGUCCGUGGCUUUGCGCGCAGCAUGCCCACCAGCGGAGCCCUGGACCGGGUGGCUAAUGCUACAAAGAUUGCUUUGUAUGAGACCCCAACUGGCUGGAAGUUUUUUGGAAAUUUGAUGGAUGCCAGCAAACUGUCCCUUUGUGGGGAGGAGAGCUUUGGGACCGGUUCUGACCACAUCCGUGAGAAAGAUGGACUCUGGGCGGUCCUUGCUUGGCUCUCCAUUCUCGCUACUCGAAAACAGAGUGUGGAGGAUAUCCUCAAAGAUCACUGGCAAAAGUUUGGCCGGAAUUUUUUCACUAGGUAUGAUUAUGAGGAGGUGGAUGCAGAGGGUGCAAACAAAAUGAUGAAGGACUUGGAGGCCCUGAUAGCUGACCGCUCCUUUGUGGGGAGACAGUUCUCUGUGGGUGACAAAGUUUACACAGUGGAGAAAAUCGAUAACUUUGAAUACAGUGAUCCUGUCGACGGAAGCAUCUCCAGAAAUCAGGGUUUGCGGCUCAUUUUUACAGAUGGUUCUCGAAUCAUCUUUCGACUGAGUGGCACUGGGAGUGCAGGAGCCACCAUCCGACUGUACAUUGACAGCUAUGAGAAGGAUGCUUCCAAGAUCUACCAGGACCCCCAGGUCAUGCUAGCCCCCCUUAUCUCCAUUGCUCUAAAAGUGUCCCAGCUCCAGGAAAGAACGGGCCGCACAGCACCCACCGUGAUCACCUAAGAACUCAGCCAGAUGUGGUACGUCCCUCCAGCCCAGGACCCUCCAGGUCGUCUGAUGGAAGAGCUCAGAGAGAAGCACAGUGUCCUCAGCCUCAGCUGCCGUUAUACGAUUCUGCUUUCCCACUAACCCGUUGUUGAGAAGUGGCACCUUAGCAAGGCACUGCCAGUUGAGAUGCCCCUGGGAGCUCCAAGGCAAAGAAGACUCAGGGGCUUAUGCUAAUGCCGGUUCCCUUUCAUGCCCUUCUGCACGGCUGCAUUGUGGGUAUUUGUCUCCGUAGACCAGGGUCUGUUCACACUACAGUAGAAGAGGGAAGUUAAACAUCUACUUGGAAGGCCAUUUCUUUCAUCCUUCAGCUGUGCCAAUAAAAUAGCAGUGCAGGUUUCUUUCACCUCAGUGAAUCUCUCCCCGACUUAUGUUUACAUGCAACCCAGCCAAAACCAGUUUCUGGUGCCUUCUCUCCACUCAGUUCUUUCGUCAGAGUGAGACGUACUCAGCUGCAUGUGUUCUCCUUGUUUUGCAACAUUGUCCCUUUCAGACAUGUAAUUUUGGGAUAUUAAAGCAAAAUAAGCAACUGUU
Messenger RNA from Erinaceus europaeus (western European hedgehog), 2354 nucleotides. RefSeq names its product phosphoglucomutase 1 (gene PGM1). The transcript is spliced from 11 exons. NCBI's taxonomy places the organism in Eukaryota, Metazoa, Chordata, Mammalia, Eulipotyphla, Erinaceidae. The record is from RefSeq and is a predicted model, not a curated record. Gene Ontology annotation, cellular component: cytosol. Gene Ontology annotation, biological process: carbohydrate metabolic process. Gene Ontology annotation, molecular function: phosphoglucomutase activity; magnesium ion binding. The coding region runs from base 90 to 1778 and encodes 562 amino acids.